CAGGAAUGGGCGUGUCUUAGCGGCGUGGCACCGUCUGUGGGCGGGGCCUUGGGGUCGUACAGGAAAAGAUAAAGAAAGCGAGGACAUCUGAAACGAAAAACGAUGGCUGCAAUUCGUAAGAAGCUUGUAAUUGUUGGGGAUGGAGCAUGUGGAAAGACAUGUUUACUCAUCGUUUUCAGUAAAGAUCAGUUUCCAGAAGUCUACGUACCUACUGUGUUCGAAAAUUAUGUUGCUGAUAUUGAGGUGGAUAGCAAACAGGUGGAACUGGCACUAUGGGACACAGCUGGACAAGAAGACUAUGACAGGCUGAGACCCCUCUCCUACCCAGACACUGAUGUCAUCCUCAUGUGUUUCUCCAUAGACAGCCCCGACAGUUUGGAGAAUAUCCCAGAAAAAUGGACACCAGAGGUGAAACAUUUCUGUCCAAAUGUUCCAAUAAUUCUGGUUGGUAAUAAAAAAGAUUUACGGAAUGAUGAUCAUACUCGACGGGAACUACUUAAGAUGAAACAGGAACCAGUUAAAGCAGAGGAAGGUCGAGACAUGGCCAAUCGCAUCAAUGCAUUCGGCUAUCUUGAGUGUUCAGCUAAAACUAAGGAUGGCGUGAGGGAAGUUUUUGAAAUGGCCACAAGAGCGGCGCUCCAAGCCAAGAAACGUGGCAAGAAGAAUGCCUGUGCUUUGCUAUAAAGAACGCAAGAAAAGAAAAUGAAAAGAGGGAGGGAAAGGGGUAACCAAACUAGGCCAAUGGAAAAUGACAGAGCUAUAAAGGGUGCAAACAGAGGGAUGAAAUGCCCCUAGUGUUAAUUAUGUGCGUGGGGGUCAGGGAGGGUCAUUUUUUAAGCCAGGCCAAAGGAAACUACAUUUGAGUAGUGACCGGUCCUGGUAAAAAGGGACUUCAACAUUAUUAAGGCCAAUAUGUUUGACAUCAGUCCUUUUUCAAAUCUAGGUUUUUUAGCUUUCAGACUGAUCACAAGCUAUUUGUAGGGUGAGAUUGACGUGGUUUGGGGGUAAGAUUAUUACUGAUGUAUUGUUGGGCCCACACCACAUCUUCAGGAUAGAAGAUCAGCAUUGUUAACAGGAACUGAAACAUAGGACUUGGUCUAAAAAGAUUCCUUUUUUGGCACAAAGUGCAUUAUUCAGGGUGUACAAGGCAUUAGUUAGUAACCUACGUCGUGUAUACUACAUGUCAAGCAGGGAGUUGUUUUUGGAUCAGAACAUUGGCCACAUAACGAAAAACUCCCACGAUGCCCUUUAUAAACCUCCCAGGGAACCAGCGUCGUCUUAUAUAAAUCAUUCAUGCCAGUCUUUCAUACUACAAUUUUCUUUUUCCCACAUUAACAUGCUAAUUCUGUCUGUUAAUACGACUGGUUCUUCUAUGACCUCCUGUCCCACGGCAAAAUUGACGGUUUUAGUCACUGGUUUAAAAUAGCUGAAUGUAGUGGUAGUCUUACAAAUCCUUUUUCCACUAGGAGUAAAAAUAUAACGCUCACUUUUGUUGCUGUUUGCCUAUAAAAGUAAAAUGCAUUUAGCGAUGACGAUAUUAAUUCACCCUUUUGUGAGUAUUUUAUGUGCUUGCUCAUGUAUUGUAAUUAAAAACAAAGUUUUGGGUUAAUGAGCACUGGUGGAGCUCAAAGCUCAACUACAGAUAUGACUGCACCUCUGUAUGUUGACUGUCAGACACUGUUCGGUGUUUGGAAAUAUAUACUUUUUCUAAUAAGUGAUAUCUGCAGAAACAUCAAAUUUAUCCCUCUUUCCUGCACGGCAGGCUUUUUAUUUGAUGUGCAGCAGUAAGUGUAAUUGCUCAUUUCCUACUGUAAAAAUGAAAAACUCCAUCCACUUUCACAGUUUUUCUACUUUAAUAUUCCCUUUAUUUCCUCUACUGUACUGUAUGUUAUUUUUUUGUGAAAUUCUACUGGCUUAUACUAUAUCAUUUUUGCAUAUUUUUAAAGUUCUAGUAUCUUAGAAUUUAAACAUUUUAAAAGAAAUAAAGAAGGAAAAGUAGUGCAAAAUGCGAUUUUGAGAGAGCCAUUUAAUGCCAUUUUAAUGAAUGCAAGUAAUUUCAUAGAAGAGAUUCUGCAUUUCAUUGUAAGAAAAAACAAGAGUCUUCGAUGCAUCAAUUAUCUUUUGUAUACCAGUGCAUCCUACAGAUUUCCACAGACUCAUUUGAAAUGUAUUGAAAAAAUAAAUUCUUAUAGAGUAAA
Molecule: messenger RNA, 2198 nt
Organism: Triplophysa dalaica
Lineage: Eukaryota; Metazoa; Chordata; Actinopteri; Cypriniformes; Nemacheilidae
Gene: rhoaa
Product: ras homolog gene family, member Aa
Exons: 5
Coding region: 103-684 (193 amino acids)
Biological process (GO): small GTPase-mediated signal transduction
Molecular function (GO): GTP binding; GTPase activity
Source: RefSeq, a predicted model, not a curated record